ACCGAGGACCGGAACUUUCUCUCUUCCCAACAAGCAACCGGAGGUUUCCAGAUUUUUGCAGGUUGAAGCUAUCUGACUGAGGGAAAGGGCUAAAAGAAAAGUUUUUUAUUUUCUCGUCAAAGGAAAUGGACGCCACCGAAGCUUCUUUGUCCACUUCUCCAUCUAAAUCCAGUUUCAGCCAACAGCGCCAUUUCUAUCUUGCUAUUGAGAGGAUCAAGUUCAAGAUGGAUACCGUGGUGGAUCUAAUGGGAAUGGCUGGCCGCCUUCCAAGUCUUCCGGUGGUGGUUUGCUGCAGCACCAGGGACGAGCUAGAUGCUGUUUACUCCGCCCUAUCCACCCUUUCACACAUUUCUAUCUUCGCACUGUACAGUGACCUUGCUGAAGCAGAGAGGGCACACACAUUUGCUAAAUUCCGGCAGGCCAUGCUGAGGUGGAAUCGUCAUACCGUUGUUGAUGAAGGGGGAGAAAAGGAGGAAGAGAAAUGUCACCUGAUAGUUGUAACUGAUGCUUGCCUUCCUCUUGUGAACUCCGGAGAGUUUCCUUUUAAUGCACGCCUCUUGAUUAAUAAUGAGUUACCAACAAAAAAGGAAACAUAUAUGCGGCGCAUGGCUACUUGUUUGGCAGCAGAUGGAAUUGUGAUCAAUAUGGUAGCCGGAGGUGAGGUUGUUAAUCUCAGAAACAUUGAAGAAAGCAGUGGGUUUCUAAUAGGAGAAAUGCCCAUAAAUAUUUUUGAGAUGCUGUGAAGGACUAUAACUUUACAAUGCGCAAAAAGUUUCACUCAACUCUCCGUCAAACUCCAAGUUCUAUAAAAAAUUGUAGUGUAGCACAACUUUAUUCUUCAAUUUUUACGUCAUUUUGUAUUUUGAAAACAUAUAAGAUGUUAUACCAGAGUCCAGAGAAUCAUAGAAGCAAGAAUUAAACUUGGAUUUGUGAGUUUUGUUCAGUUCUACAUUUCUAGCUCCAUUAGUGCUUCUGAUGAGCUGUACAAAAAUGAUAUGCUAGAUUGAACUCUGAUAGUAGUACCAAUAUGUUUUUGAUACGGGCUAAAAGAGUAAUCAGUGUAAUAUGAAUGAGCUAAGCAAAAGUACAUGGAUCUAAAACAA
Messenger RNA from Cuscuta epithymum, 1103 nucleotides. The record is from the annotation of a GenBank genome assembly. Lineage: Eukaryota; Viridiplantae; Streptophyta; Magnoliopsida; Solanales; Convolvulaceae.